AUGAGCUCCAAAACAAUGGUUGCAGGGGUUCGCAUUCUUCUGGAGACUAACUCCGUCCCUCAAGUGCCCCAGCUUCCAAAGCCCGAGCUUCCACCACUUCCCACUUUGCCAAAGCCUAAGCUGCCCCAGCUGCCGAAGCCAGAACUGCCAACCUUGCCGAAGCCGGAGCUGCCAACAUUGCCGAAACCCGAAUUGCCACCGGCACCCCCAUGUUCCAACUUUGCCAAAGCCUGA
Prunus armeniaca (apricot) is the source of this 234-nucleotide messenger RNA. NCBI's taxonomy places the organism in Eukaryota, Viridiplantae, Streptophyta, Magnoliopsida, Rosales, Rosaceae. The record is from the annotation of a GenBank genome assembly.